Molecule: messenger RNA, 7220 nt
Organism: Paramisgurnus dabryanus
Lineage: Eukaryota; Metazoa; Chordata; Actinopteri; Cypriniformes; Cobitidae
Source: RefSeq, a predicted model, not a curated record
GAAAACACAAGGGAACAAGAUACAUCACAGAAGAUCUAAUCAGAAGAUUGACUAAAUGUGCCAAUUUUGCCCUCGUGCGUACUCUGGAUCUGUCCACAUCUAUGACUAAUGACAAACACUUUAGGUAUAUUGAAAACUUGGACAAGUGUGAACACCUGCAGGUUCUCAACCUCAGUAACAAUGGGAUUGAACGAAUCGAGAAACUUGAGAAACUAUGCAAAUUACGAGAACUCCACCUUCCCAAUAAUGCAAUACAAAAAAUUGAAGGUCUAGAGCACAUGCCAUGUCUUCAGAUUCUGAAUUUGGCCUUCAACAACAUUGAACAUCUACCGAUGUGGUUGGCAAAGAAGCUUAGAUCCCUUCAUACUAUAAAUCUACAGAGCAACAAGAUAUUCUCGCUUCACGAGAUGGCUAAACUGAAGCUUCUGAAGAACCUGACGAGUCUCACGUUAGCAGAGAACCCUGUUGCAGGCUUGCCCCACUAUCACCUCUUCCUAAUCUUUCAUCUGAGGUCACUGGAGAUUCUAGAUGGGCAGCCAAUCAGUGCACAGGAAAGAGAGGAGGCCCAUCAGCGUUUUCACAUGGAGGAGGUGGAGCAUCUGGAACAAGAGCUUGAGUUGAAGGCUGAGGAGAUUUCCAGGUUGCAGAGAGAGCAGACAGCAGCACUGGAUGAAUUGGAGAGGCAGGAAAGAGCCAAUCAAAACCUGAGGCAGAAAAACCAGGAGCAGCAGCGCAGCUACGAAGAGCUCAGGAGAGAACUGGACACUAAAUCUGAAUUGCUGAAGCAGAAGACUGUGGAGUUGACCCGGGCCUGUCAGAAACACUAUGAGCUGGAGCAGGAAUUGGCCUUUCAUAAAAUAGAUGCCAAAUUUGAGCCUCUUCCAUUUGGUCCAGACCCUCAGGUGGAGAUGGAGAACCUGUCUAGCGAGAGUCCUUACAUAGGAAAGGCUUGUCAGAAAAGGAAUAAACUGAAUAUCGUUUUAGAGGAGAGAGGUGCACAAGACCAAAAGCAGCACCUGACAGAAAUAGAUGCCCCGCGACAGGGUGGCGUUUCUAGAAAUGUCCAGUUCAAAGCUGAGGAGCGAUUGCAGCAAUUACAUGAAGAAAUCGAAGAAAAAGAAAAGCAAAUUCUCAGAGUCAGCGAGGAGCUUCGGCAGCUGGAGGAGACAGUUUCUCAAAGACGGAUCGUUGAGGCGGAGAAGGAUCAGCUCAGGCAGGAGCUUCAGAGAAGGAUACAGAGGCUGGGAGCUCUUAGAGAAGAGAUGAAGAUCCUGGAAAAACAACAAGACAGACAGAAAACAGAGAAGAAUCAAGCCCAGAAUGAAAUGGAAGAGCUGCUGAGUGUUUUACAAGGCCUGGAUCCCAGUGACCCCAGAUAUGACCAUGUGAAGGCUCAGCUGUCUAAAAUAAAACAGCUGCUGGCCAUCAUGAGCAGAAAACACCAGGAGCUGGAGAGCAGGUUGGAUGAUAUGAUCACACGCAUCCACAAUGAAACUCAGGAAAUUAAACAAUUGGAGCAACAACUUACUGAUGGUCAAAUAGCUGCUAAUGAGGCGCUCAAGCGUGACCUGGAGGGCAUCAUCUCAGGUCUCCAGGAGUAUCUGCAGGGAGUUAAGGACCAAGCACGAAGAGCCCAGUCCCAAUGCAGGCAUCUGCAGAGGGAGAAUGAGGCUCUUCAGCGCCUCCUUCGUGAGAAGGAACUACUUUGCACGCAACUGGAGACCGAAGCACUGAAUGCCGAGAGCUCCCAGAAGGAGCUUAAGCGUCAGCAGCAGGAGUUGGAGGCUCUGAGGAAGGAGAAUGAGGAGUUCAGGCGGGCUCAGGGGCAGGUCAGUGAAUAUGAGACAGAACUGGAGAGACAGUGGCAGGAGAGAGAUAGUCAGGCCACACAACUGCAGGAGGAGCUGGACAGACUGCGGCGACUCAGUCAGAUGGAGCACUCUGCACUGCAAGCAGAGCUUCAAAAGGAACGGCAGGCUAAAGAGAACGCUUUAACACAGAUGCAAAUGGCUGCCGACAGAGAACUGGAGAACGGGGAACUACUGCAACAGGUCAACACCCUACAGGAGGAGAAAGACUUCCUUAAAGAGAAGGUAGAUGCACUUCAGAGUGAUUUGGAGCAGGCCAGGGCCAAACUGCUGUGUCCAGUCCGUUUGAUGAAAGAUCUCGAAGAGCUGAAGAGAAGCAUAUCUGCAGGACAGGAGGAACUGAGCUUUGAACACCUUGGAGAAGCAGUGAACAAGAGUUUCAUGGAGCUACAACAGGAAAUCCAUCGUUUAGUAUCAGCAGCCCAGAGAGACAGAGAUGAAGCCCAGCAGAGCCAAGACGUGCUCACUGGAGAGGUGAGAUCUCUCAGAGAGAGACUCAGGAGAUACCAGGUGGAUCAGACUCAGCAAGCAGCAGAGAGGCAGAAUGAGGAGGCGGAGCUCCAAAGAUUGAGGGAGGAGCUAGAAGAUGCCCAUGAGCAGCAGUACUUGAUGCUGCAGCGCCUAGAGGACACAGAAAUCGAAAGGGAUCGCCUGCUUGCCGAAUUAGAGGAGCAAGAUAAACAGAUGAAGGCUGAGGAUAGCCAGACUCAAGAGCAGUUUGAGAAGCUCAGAAGAUCAUUCUCCACGGCUGACAGAAUGGCUGCUCAACAACUCAAUGCCGCCAAAGACAAACUUCACUCUCUCCACAGCACUAUAGAGAAAAUACAUCUGGAGAGAACAGAGAAUGAAGAGGAGCUUGAGAGCACCAAAAUUCAGGCUGCUCAAGCCAUUCAGGGUUUGACUAAUGCUGAAGCAGAGAUCCGGGUUCUCCAGAAGCUUCUGAGAGAUAGGCUUCACGAGACAGACAGGAACCCACGCAACGUCUCAAACUUUCGACAGCAAGAAUUGGACAGAUUAAACCAAAGCCUGAAAAAACAACAAGCCCAGACCAAACGCCUCAGAGGUCAACUUGCUCAAGCCAACGAAGCUAACAAUGAAAAUCUGCAAGAGCUGUUGGAAGAGAUCGGAGCUUUGCGGGAAAAACUGCUGCAGCAGAAUAACUACCUGUCCAGUUUAGGACAUCCCAGACCCAACACUGGAUACUGGUACUAUGUACCAUCAAACCAAAAUGCUCCUAGUCUGGGAUCUCUGGGAACACAAGACUCAGGAUUAGACUCUGUUCUCCAUCAUUCCCCAGAAAAAGGUCGGCGGUCCAGUCACAGAGCACACAGGGAUAGAAGACCACCUGUUAAUGGUGGAUACUGGGUUUAUUCCCCACAUCCACACACUCGUGCCAGAAGAGAUGCUCAGAUGUUCAGAGACAGUGGAAGAGAAAGUGAUGGGGAGGGUGUGUCUCCUGUCGCAGGCACUGCUGGGUUUACUCUCCCUGAUAGUACCGCUCCUCCUCCUCCUUCUAGCUCAGUUAUGUACAAUCACACUUUACCUGGCCUUCCCAUUGGAUCAAGUACGGUUCUGUAUGGGCCGCCCCCUGAUGGAGCCAGGCUUGUAUACGGGCCUCCUCCUCCCAGCAAUCUUACUAUUCCUCUGGUGCCCAAUGGAACGCUGCACUGUAAUGUGCCUGGACAUCAGGAUUUGGAGCGAGAUCUUAAGAACGCAGAGUGCAGACUGAGAGAUGAACAUGCCGAUAGACUUCACGGUGAGAAAGCGCAGCUCGCACUGCGGGAGAAAACAGCAGAUCUGCAGAGGGAAAUCAAACGUCUGCGCAGAACUGUCCACACGCUAAAGCACCACACGAGCAGGCCGGAAAGCUCCACAUCUCAUACAGAGGAGGAGCAGUGCUUGUCAGGAGAGGUGGAGUGCGUGGAGAAGACCCUUCUGAAGCGUAGAGCCGAGCUCAGAGAGGCUGACCGACUGCUGCUUGAGGCCGAGACAGAGCUCAGAGACACCAGAGCCAAAACUAAAGAAAAUCUGCAGCGUUACAAUGAGGCCAGGAGACAAGUGGAGGAGACAGAACGAGAGCUGUUGGAGAUGGAACGGAGAGCUCGAGACAGCGCUACAAAGCUGGUACACGGCAAACAACAGCUCAGGAAUGUUCAAGAGGAAGUUCUGGAGCUACAGAAAAGGAAACAGGAACAUGAACACACCCUACAAGAUGUGGAGGAGAUAAUCACAUGUCGAGAUGCAAAGUUUCAAGAAGUCAACAGAAAGCUGGAGCGAGCGACUGACAGACUGGAGGCCGUACAGAAUGAGCUGAAUGAGAGCCAGAACCUUGAGGCCAAACUCCUUCAAAGCUGCAAAGAGGCGGAGAACAGCCUAACACAACGUCAAACACAACUGGACAUGAUCAGCACACAGGUGAAGUUACGGCAGGAGGAGCUUUCGUUGCUGGAUAGGAAGCUGGAGCAAUGGAAACAAGAAGAGGAGGUGCUAAGGGUUAAUGUGGAGCAGCACAGGCAAGGACUGCUAGAUGUGCUCAGACAAGGAGAGGAGGACGUCCAAACCUUACACCAGCGCAUUCAGGAGCUACGUGUGGAUGUGCAGACUUUGGCCGUGCAGAAGGGAGAGCUGGACUCUCAGCUGACCGAGGGGCGGAACAGACUGACGCGGUAUAAGAAAGAUCAGCAAGAUGAGGAGGAAACCCUGCAGAACCUCAGAUCAACUGUCAGCAAACAUAAAGCAGAGCUGAAGCACGUGAUGGAAAUGGUCCAGUUGGCAACUGCGGAAUUGGAGGAUGUGAAGAUGCAACAGAACCAAAAACUGGACCAGCUUGAAAAGGGCCAAGAAACUCUCCUACAGGUGCGUGCAGAGCUCCAGCGUGUCCAGCAGGAGUUGAAAGGGCAGUAUGGAGAGACUGAAAGACAGAUGAACCUGCUGGAGAAAGAGAGAGCGGAUCUCCACGCGUUCCAACAACAGAGUCUUGAACUACAACGGCAAACAGAGACGGCAGUCAGAGACCGGAGCAGCUUGCAGGAACAGUGCAAAAACCUGGAAGCCAGACGUAUGCAUGCGCAGAGAUGUUUGGAGGCUGUGGAGAAAAAGGUGAGGAUAGCAGAGACAGAGCUACUCGAAAGAAAGGCAGAGCUCGACAAACUUCAGCACGACCGGAAACAUGCACACGAACUCAGCAGAGAUGCCGCAGCCAAGCUCGAGGAAGAGGUGAAUGGAUUAAAGAAACAACUUGUUGAAUCUCAAACUCAGUUGGAUGAGAUCAAAGAAGAGGUGAAGGUGGUGAAGAAGCAGCGAGAUGAUCUCGCAAAGCAGCAGAAGGAUCGAAAGGUUGAACUGCUGGAGAAAGAGGAGAAGAUCAGUAGAAGAAAACAAACACUGGACAAACUGGGCCAUCAGUUACGGGAGCUAAAGGCAGAAGUAGCCGAGAAAAAGACACAGCUUGAAGAAUGUGAAAAGCUGAUCAGGGUACAGCAGCAGGAGAGCAGUGAUCUGGAGCAGCAGCAGCAGAGACUGAAGCAGCAGAUGUUGCAGUCGCAGCUGCAGGCAGUAGAGGGAGCUCUGGCACUGAGACUCGAGCAGGUGCAGCCGCUCACGGAUGCAGCUGCAGAAAUGCAGGAUCGUGCAUGGCACCAAAGGGAACUGCUGACUGUGCAAAGAAAUGCUCAUGAAAACCAUAAACAAGACAGAAUGCUGCAGAAACAGCUCGGCACGUUUUCCCAAGGGCUGCUCGGCUUUAAAGACACUGAGACAAAAUCCCAUCUGUCCUUUGAGGACAGGACUGUAAGGUCACAGUUAGGAGAGGAGUUAAGGGAGCUCGAGUCGCCAUCCAGCACCUCCUCAGACACAGACAGCCUGAAAGAGAACCAUUUAGCUGUGAUGAAAGCAAGCUACAGUACUAAGGAUGAGCAGUGGCGUGGAGAAGCACUCAGGGAGAGAUUGAGACACCAAGAAGAUCAUUUAAAGGUCCAGCUGCGCAGACGCAUGUUCUCCCAGCAGGAAGCUCUGAGUCAACGCAGACUGCAGGCGGAGGACAGCAUCGAGGGUUUGCGCAGACAUGUUGAUAAGUUGGACCAGCUCCUGAGCAACUCUACCAAAGAGCAGGAGGGAUGUCUCACUAAAAACGGCAUUGUUAGUGAUCAGAUGAUGAAACCAUGUGGUUACAGAGGUGGGCAGAUCUGGUCAGAGGAACCGUUAUGACGAAAAGAACGUUGGGAGCUCCGAGUCACAUUAACGUGACGGAUUCUUGUGUUGGUCACGGUAGUGGCUGGAGGAGUCUCAGGCUUGUUUAAACCAAAUUAAAGUUGGAUGGCUUCAGCACUUUCCAUAUACAAAUGAGGGAACUGAAACUUGAGCUUAAAAAUGCAGUGAAGGUUAACUUUCUACCUCACUCUGCAUUUUGGCUGUGGUAGAGAUUCUUUUUAUUUAUGUGCCUUUUAUUUAAUAUCACAUAAAGAUUAUUUUCUGUUUACAGGCCAAAAUAAAGAAACCAGAAAUAAGGUUUCGCAUGUUAUAAUGUGAUAUAUAUAUAUAUAUAUAUAAAACCUUGUAUUUAUGAUAUGCAGAGUAUUUAUUACAUCACUUCUAAAAAAGAGGCGUUUCCCAAUUUUGGGGCGUUUUCAUACUGGGAUUAGGCGUUUUUAACCACCUACAUUAGUUUGAAAAUGCCCUAAAAUUGGGAAACGCCUCUUUUUGUUCCGCAGAGACCUCAUUCUCAAAAAUGCAUUUGGGAAUCGCCCACUCAAUUUGAGCCAAUCAAAGAGGUGAAAAACACCUACUUCAUUUUGAAAACACCCAAACAUUGGGAAACGCCUCUUUUUGUUCUGCAGAGACCCCAGUCUCGAUAUACGGUGCGGACAAUUGUAUGUUUGGACAAAAACACUGUCUACAGUAUUGUCUUUAUUAACAUAAUUACAAACAAAUCUCACUUACAGAAGACAUACUCGAGUUCAAGAGCAGGUUAAUUUUUGCCGUGUAAAGAUGUCAUUAAGACAUGAAAAAGCAAGACAGUAGGAGCGAAAUAAAAAUGGACUCUUACAAAACAACUCCACGUCUAAAAUCUACCAUAAUACACAAAUGUAAUAGAAAAAUCAUAUUCGGAGUGUGUCAUUUUGCCUUUAAACCUGUUUAACGCAGAUGUGCGUCUAUGAAAUAAACAACUGCUGGUUGCAUCAAUAGCCCAUUAUUCAAAUCGAUGACCUGUUAAAUAAAUCCGAGCUGAGUUUUCCCACAAAGAUGUUUCACAUGCUUCUUACAUUUUUGGGAGGUUUAUAACUCCCGCUGGAUCUGGGAAAACCAUGAUGCCUUUUCAAAGCAGUCUUAUCAUGCGUCAUGCUUAAAAAACAA